CACUACACACUACUGGUAGUUAAACUCUCGGCAAGAUUGUGGUCACAAGUGCUGCUAACAUGGAGAAGGCGACACAGAGUUUGCCAGAGAUACAAAAUCUCGGUCAGGUGAUUGAACCUCACUUGGGAGGAGCCCGACUCCUUGGCUACCAGGCCAGGAACUUGACUCAACCUGGCGACAAUUAUGGCAGCGUUCUCUUGGCCAUCCAGGCUCAGCUGCAGAGCUCCCCGGGAGGCGAACCGUUUGAGCAGCAGCUGGUGGCCAAGGUGCCGCCCACCGAUCCCAAGUACUGGCAGUUCUUUCAGCCCGAACGGACCUGCCUCACGGAGAACGCCGUUUACCAGGUCUUGGCCCCGGCUCUGGUGGCCCUUCAAGGGGAGGCUGGCAUCCCAGAGGAGAGCCACUUCGAUGGCUUUCCCCGCUACUUUGGCUCUCGCAUAUCUCUCGAUCCAGGCUCUAAAUCGGUGGAUCAAGACGCCGUCCUGGUGCUGGAGAAUCUACGCUUCAGCGGCUUUGUUUCCGGCCAGAGACUGCGUCCCUAUGACCUACCUCAUACUCUUCUAGCUCUCCGAUACCUGGCCGAGUUCCAUGCUCUUCCUGUGGUACUGCGACUGCUGAAACCGAAGGUGUUCCGGGAGCAGGUGAGACCCUUCUUCGACAAGUUCGACUGGCAUGGCGCUGCUCCCGAGUGGAAGGCCAUCAUGAAGGCCGAGACCCUGGAAGACAUUCGGAAAGCCACCAACAACGAUCCGGAGCUGGUGGCCCGUGUGAAGGAGCUGUCGGACAAGUUCUUUGAGUUUCUGGCCGCUGAGCCCGAUAGACCCGAUGGACCUUUUACCAGCAUCAUUCACUGUGACUAUUGGAUCAAUAACUUGAUGUUCUUGUAUGAGCCCUCGGGAACGCCUUCCAGGCUGAAAAUAAUCGACUUCCAGACGGCCCAGUUUGAUUCCGUGGUUCAUGACAUAAUCGCCUUCCUGUUAUCAAGUGUUGAUACCGCUAUCUUGGAGCUACAUUUCGAACACAUGUUGGAGACAUACUACGAAGCCUUUGUGGCUUGCCUGCGCCGUGUGGGAGCUGAUACAACGAGCUACAGCUUGACGGCGUUCCGGGCGGAAGUAAAGCGAGUGGCGUACAUCCAGGUUCCCCAUGCCAUCUUCAUGACCCGCUUCAUACUGGCGGAUGGCGGCGACUCAGCCUCAUCCUCCGGUGAUAAGGAACUGGCCGAUGUGCUGAAGAAUGCGGGCUCGGAGCGUAUUGGCCGGAAACUGAGAGAGAUAUUGAGUUUGGCCAAAAAGUUUGAUAUAUUAUACUAAUUUAAUAUUUGUAUAUUGUGAUAUUAUCCAAAUACAAACUUCAAUCCCA
Messenger RNA from Drosophila serrata, 1362 nucleotides. RefSeq lists its product as uncharacterized. The record is from RefSeq and is a predicted model, not a curated record. Lineage: Eukaryota; Metazoa; Arthropoda; Insecta; Diptera; Drosophilidae.